CCCCUGAUCCAUUGAUCGAGAGAUCCAGGCGCCGGUGGGACUCCUCGCUGUUUCCACGCCUCCUGCUUUCACUCCCAUUGUGGUGAGUCUCCGGCUCUGACACACUUUGCCAGACUUGCAGGAGUUGGAGCGACGACGUGAGGAAGCGAGCAACGCCGAACCAGAAAGGGGGGGAAAAAAGCGUAAACACGUCUACUUUUCCGCAUGGAUAUGCCUCCUAUUCUUCGGGGACGUAAAGGAGGCGCGAUGGUCUGCGUUGCCGGGAGUACUUGAAGCUCUCACCGGGGAGGAGAGAGAACGCGCACUCGUACUCUCCGCUGCAAAGUUGUAAAAAAAAAAAAAGUUCCCUUGAAGUUCUUGGGGUUUUGUUUUUUUCGACACCAGUUCACUUCACACACGCCGCGUUUCCCCACCUCAGCGCCGCGAACCUCCUGCCAUCAUGGCGAGGCGGACUGCGGAGGCUCGGACGCCGAGGACUCGCGCUGCUUUCCGGGACAAACACCUUCCAGUCGGCGGCGGCGGUGGCGGCGCGGCGGCGCUUUGGUGGCGGCUGGCUUUGAUUUGCUCGGCUCUCUCUCGUGGAUACUGCGGAGCCGAGACGGAGUUUUCCAUCCUGGAAGAAGCGCAAGUUCUGGCGGAGCAAAUGAAAAAGCUGUCCUCGCAGGAGCUGGGAGUCUUCACAAUGCAGAGGAUUUUCAACUCAUUUGUGUACACGGAGAAGACCUCAAACGGAGAGACAGAAGUUCAACAGUUGGCCAAGAAGAUUCGGGAAAAGUUUAACCGUUACCUGGAUGUGGUGAACAGAAACAAACAGGUGGUGGAGGCCUCUUACACCGCCCACCUCACCUCUCCACUGACAGCGAUACAGGACUGCUGCUCCAUACCUGCAUCAAUGAUGGAGUUUGAUGGAAACUUCAAUACCAACGUGUCAAAAACCAUCUGCUGUGACAGGCUUUCCCCCACAGUCAACAGCAGAGCGUUCAACCCGGGCCGAGACCUCAACUCAGUGCUGGCAGACAACCUGAAGUCCAACCCUGGGAUAAAGUGGCAGUACUUCAGCUCAGAGGAGGGCAUCUUUACCGUCUUCCCUGCCCACAAGUUUCACUGCAAAGGAAACUACGAGCACCGCAGCCGACCUGUGUACGUCUCUGCCGUGCGUCCGCAGUCUAAACACAUUGUGGUGAUGGUUGACCACGGAGCGUCCAUAACGGACUCGCAGCUUCAGAUCGCCCGCGACUCCGCACUCGUGAUCCUUAACUCCGUCGACGAACACGAUAAGAUCUCCAUCCUGUCUGUGGCAGAGACCGUUCGCUCCUGCUCUCUGGACCAGUGCUAUAAGAGUCUGCUGUCUCCGGCCACCAGCGAGACUAAGAGGAAGAUGAGCACCUUCCUCGCCAACAUCAAGGCCUCCAACGCAGCCACCCAACAUGCUGCCGGUUUCCAGAAAGCUUUCCAGCUGCUCCGCAACACCAGCAGUCUCAGCAAGCAGAGCACCACUACAGAUAUGGUCAUCAUCUACCUCUCAUCUGGUGUUACGUCUCGGGAGUCGUCUGAGCCGGAGAAGAGAGCGACGCUCAGCGUGGUUCGAGAGGAGAACCGACACCUCAACAACUCCGUCAUGAUCCUCACUUACGCUCUGAUGAACGAGGGGGUCACAGGCUUGAAGGAGCUGGCCUUCCUGAGGGACCUCGCCGAGCAGAACUCUGUGAAGUACGGCGUCGACCGAGCGUUUGAGCGGGAGCGCUCCUCGCCUGGAUCAGCGGCCACGAUGCCGGUGGUGAAGGGCAGCAUGAUGGUGCUGAACCAGCUGAGCAACCUGGAGACGUCGGUGGGACGCUUCUACAUCAACCUGCCCAACCGAAUGAUCGACCUGGUGCGCUUCAGCCUGCCCUACACUGACCCCAUGGGAGAUGGUUUCAUCAUGACCGUGAGCCGGCCCUGUUACUUCGCUAACCUGCUGCUGGGUGUGGUCGGGGUGGAUGUGAACCUGGCGUACAUCCUGGAAGAUGUCACCUACUACCAAGACUCGCUGGCUUCUUACACAUUUCUCAUUGACAACAAAGGUUACACCCUGAUGCACCCUUCACUGACCAGACCCUACCUGAUGACGGAGCCGCCCCUGCACACGGAUAUUAUCCACUAUGAGAACAUCCCGGGAUUCCCUGCUGUCCGACAGAACAUCCUCAGCCUACCUUUAGGCAGCCAGGUAAUCGCUGUGCCCGUCAAUUCGUCCCUUUCCUGGCACACAAACCGGCUCAGGGACAACAGCAAAGAUGCUUACAAUGUCAGCUAUGCCUGGAAACUGGUCCAGGACACGUCGUUUAUCCUGUGCAUCGUGUACGUGCAGCCAGAGAUCCCAGUGAAGCAGCUGAAGAACCUGAACACAGCCCCCAGCUCUAAGCUGCUGUACCAUCGCUUGGACCUGUUGGGUCAGCCCAGUUCCUGCCUGCACUUCAAGCAGCUUGCCACUGUCGAAUCCCCCACAGUGAUGCUGUCGGCCGGUAGUUUCUCCUCUCCUUACGAGCAUCUCAGUCAGCCUGAGACAAAGCGGAUGGUGGAGCACUACACGGCCUACCUCAGUGAUAACACCAGGCUUAUUGCCAACCCAGGCCUCAAGUCCUCUGUCAGGAACGAGGUUAUGGCGACCAGUCAUGUUACGGAUGAGUGGAUGACACUAAUGGAAAUGAGUAGCCUCAACUGCUACAUUGUGCGGCGUUACAUAGCAACGCCCAGCGGGGUACUCCGGAUUUACCCAGGAUCGCUGAUGGACAAAGCUUUCGACCCGACCCGCAGACAAUGGUACCAGCACGCUGUGGCUAACCCUGGCCUCAUCACCUUCACCGGCCCCUACCUGGAUGUCGGCGGGGCAGGUUACGUCGUCACCAUCAGCCACACCAUUCAUGCCUCCAGCUCUCAGAUGGCCCCUGGUUAUGCGGUUGCAGUCAUGGGUAUAGACUUCACUCUUCGGUACUUCUAUAAGGUCCUGUUGGAUCUGUUGCCCAUCUGCAACCAGGACAGAGGACAUAAGUUAAGGUGCUUCAUAAUGGAGGACAGAGGAUACCUUGUUGCUCACCCAACCCUCAUUGAUCCCAAAGGUCACGCCCCUGCAGAACAGCAGCACAUCACACACAAGGAGCCUCUUGUGGCCAAUGACAUCCUGAAUCACCCCAACUUUGUCAAGAAAAACCUUUGCAACAGCUUCAGUGACCGCACAGUGCAGCGCUUCUACAAGUUCAACACCAGUAUACUGGGAGACCUCACCAACCUCGUCCACGGCAGCCAUUGCUCCAAGUACCGCCUCACUAGGAUCCCCGGCACCAAUGCCUUCGCUGGCAUCGUCAAUGAGACGUGUGACUCGCUGGCUUUCUGCGCCUGCAGCACGGUGGACCGCCUCUGUCUCAACUGCCACAGGAUGGAGCAGAAUGAGUGCGAGUGUCCGUGUGAGUGCCCUCUGGAGGUCAACGAGUGUACAGGCAACCUCACCAAUGCUGAAAACAGGAACCCCAGCUGCGAGGUGCAUCAAGAGCCGGUCAGCUUCAGUGUGAUUGAUCCCGGCCUGCACGACACUUUGCCGCAGUGCAUCAACACCCGCUGCAGCCAGAGAUACACCAGCAGCGACUGUUUCGGGGUGUUGGACUGUGAGUGGUGCAUGGUGGACAGCGACGGUAAGACCCACCUGGACAAGCCAUACUGCGCGCUGCAGAAGGAGUGUUUUGGGGGCAUCGUCGGCGCCAAGAGUCCGUACGCCGACGGUCUGGGUCUUCUCGAUGAGGAAGUGGCAUCUUUGAACAUGAUCAAGAGCGCCCCCGUGGGUCCGGUCGCUGGGGGCAUCAUGGGAUGCAUCAUGGUGCUGGUGCUGGCGGUGUACGCCUACAGACAUCAGAUCCACAGACGCUCACACCAGCACAUGUCACCGCUGGCUGCACAGGAAAUGUCAGUGAGAAUGUCCAACCUUGACAACGAGCGGGACGAGAGGGACGAAGACAGUCACGAGGACAGAGGAAUCAUCAGUAACACCAGAUUCAUAGCGGCAGUCAUUGAGCGACACACCCACAGUCCUGAACGGAGACGGAGGUACUGGGGCCGGUCGGGGACCGAGAGCGACCAUGGUUACAGCACCAUGAGUCCACAGGAGGACAGCGAGAAUCCGCCCGGAAACAACGACCCGCUCUCGGCGGGCGUCGACGUCGGCAACCACGACGACGACAUGGACCUGGACACGCCCCCUCAGACGGCGGCGCUGCUGAGCCACAAGUUCCACCCGUACCGACACGUGCACACGCACCACCACCCGCUGCACGCGCAGACGCAUCACCUGCAGGCCGCCGUCACCGUGCACAGCGUGGACGCCGAGUGCUGAUGCCCGACGGGGGGCUGGACUGCUUUUUAUCAAAGACUAUUUUUGUAAAACAUUAGAGUUUAACGAGACGAUCCACACUGUGUACUUGGAGCCUUCGGACGAGUUGAGGAAGAUUACCGCAGCUGGACCGAGCGGCUCGGAACCGCGCCCUGAAUUACGAACGACGCCACAGUGCGUCGCAGCGGCAACACCUUCCUCUCAUCCCGUCUUUAACUUUAAAAGUCUCGCAGACACUCGCACAUAUAGGCAGACCUGGGCCAGUACUUACCAGCAGUUGGGAUGUCCAGUUUUUUCUUUGAAGGAUUCAGUUUUUUUUGUUUUGUUUUUUGAGAACGUGAUACAACUGGAGCUUAAAAACUUUGAGCAGAGACAAAAAUCUUCAUUAUUCAAGGCUGGACAGGACAAGUGGAAGAUGGAAUUAAAGCUCGGGUCCAGAAUGGGUCUCUUUUGACUAUAAGUCCAGCCCAAAACACGGCUUCCCUGUAGAGAGAGGUGGAGGAGGGAGACAGACCGCUCGCUGCAGUUGUGUUUUUCUGCAACGUGUUUUUUUUUUUUUUUUUCCUCUAGAACAAAGGCUGCAUCUAGUGGGACUAUAACACGACUUUUCUUCCAACCUCUAGUGUCCACAGAUCAACUUUCCAGAGUUAGUUUAUCUGGAAGUUGCAGCCUUUCUCCAAAGAAGUGGCUUCUGGUCUCAUCCAACACGCUGUAGGUUGAUAUCUGAACACUAUCAUGAAUGUUUUAGAGACGUAAUGUAGGGAAGAAAAUGCUUCAAUGUUUCACAUAAAUACACUACAAAAAGACAGUUUUAUUUUCUACUAUUUAUUAAAGAGGUAGAUCUUCAACACAGUUUGAAUAAGCAAGGAGGCAGUUGGUGAUCUUGCCAACGUUGCAGCAAAUUCAAGGCUCAUUUUCAUCUUUUUGUUUUCUCCUGAAAACGUUAUUGGCAGUGAUAUGCAAGAUAUAUAAUCAAUAAUACUAAUCAAGGUAAAGCAGUUAUGAAGCUGUCAAAAAAUAAAAUUAGUUUAAGGUGUUCUCUCAAUGAAACUCAAGAUAUUGAAACCGUUAUUGUAACCGUAACAAACCUGAGAUUGCAUUAUCUCAAAGCUUAUAAUGUUUCCAAAUGACAAAAUGUAACCAUUUCCUAAACAACAGUGUCAAGGUCUUCUUAUCUUGAUGUAAGGUGAUAUCAUAGUAUAAAAAGAGUGGUGCCAUAUUUAGGUUUUGGCUCAGAUAACCAAUUUUUGUGCAGUUUUCCAUAAUGGUGAGAACAAACCCAUGAAUCCAGAAGGCAAACCUGCAAUAAACUUACAUAAACGUCAAACAUCAUCUGAAAAACAAAUGAAGAGUUCUGCAUUUGAAAUCUGGAAAAGUUUAGAGUUUCUGAAAUAAAAAUCCUUAAUUUGAGGGGAAAAAAUGAAGACAAUGAGCCUGAGUCGUCAGAGCAAUCUGGAGUUGGUGUUUCAUGGCAUUUAGCACAUCUUUCAGUUCUCAGAGGAAUGUAUAUCGUUUAGGAUUAAGCAUUUUGUUCGACGGGGUGGGAAAGGAUUCUGCACAAGUAAGACAGAAACGUUUGUGCUUGCUUAAAAAUAUAGUUUGGGAGAUGGAGGAGUAGCAUCUAAAGCCAACACCAGCAAAAAAAAAACGACAUUCCUGGCUUUAGUCGCUGCAGGGGAGGUUUCUGGGUCAGGAUGAUCUUUGGGGUUCCUUAAGGAGGUCCGAGCAGAGACGGACAUUGUCGUCUAUCCUGGAUGGAAAAAAACGAGACAGGAUGUUUUCUCACUACGACCUUUUUUUGCCUUUGAGGCCAAGCUGAUGCUGCAUGUACCGUGUGGGAAGGUUGUGUGCCGGAUUACGCAGCAAAAAGGGAACUAAAACUAAGUGUCAGUUUCUUGAAAUGAGUGUAUUUGUCCUUGAUUAGAGGAGCUGAAUAAGAUUAUGUGCCAAUGGAAUGAGUAUCCUGACCCAUAAAAUAAGAUAAGUAGACAUACUGCACUCAAAAUAAGAUGGAGAUGAGUUGUUCCCAUUUUAAGUGCAAAAGUCUAAUUUCAUUGGCAGAUCAUCUUAUAUACCUGCUCAAAUCAAGGACAAAUACACUCAUUUCAAGAAAAUCCUUCUUAUUUUUGCAUCCGUUUCUGCAGCGCGUGUGCAACGACGUCCAUGAUGCCGUCUCCUUCUUGUCUGAGUGGAAGGAAAGAGAUGCUGCUGCUGUUGUGCAGAGGUUUAGACCCAUCUGCCGGCUCCUCUGUGGUUAACCACUCGAAAUGUAUCUUCUACACCUGUGUGUGUGUGUGUGUGUGUGUGUGUGUGUGUGUGUGUGUGUGUGUAAGGAUGGGAGUGUAUGAUGAACGUGUGAUUACCCACGUGAAAGCAUUAUUUUUUUUAAAUAGUGUUGGAGAAUUCUGGCUGAACGUGUGAUUGAGUCGUUGAUCUGUGCUUUGUGUGGUUCGAUUGUUCAGCCGAUCAAACCGCAUCUUUUAGGUGCCAAGAUGUCUGUUGUUCUGCAGAGAUUCAUUAUAAAGUGUAAAUACAGAGUCAUGAAUUAAAGUCCUGUACACUCAUUUAAAAAAAAAAAAAAAGGAAAAAAAGUUGAUAUUCAGAUAUUGACUUGUCUGUUCAUGGUGUCUCGCUAUAUAUUUUUGAUGCCUUGGAUGUUGUUUUAUUUUUUUAGCCUCAUUUUUCUUUUAGGUCCAUAUUGGAUGGAAGUCAGUACUUGGAAAGUUUAAUACACAGUUUAAGUUGAAGAGAAUUGUAGUUUUUAACGGUUUGUUAUUGUCUUUGCUAAAUAUGUCAAAACACCCUCCGCACACUGAAUUAGCCGAUGCAGCCUUUCACCGAGCAACGACCAGACCAAAAGUUGUUCCCAGAAGAGCCAUUUUGAUUUGUCUCAUACUUUCUAAAAAAGAAAAGAAAAACUAAUGUGUUUUCCCUCCAAGCUGAAUCCUACAUCCUUUUGUUGCAGGAGAACUUUUAAACUGUAUUAACAAGCUAUUUGAAGAAGUGAAAAAGUAGAUGUGUGUUUAUGCAGAACACUCUGAAUUACAAGUUAUUGACUGAAGGAACGUGUUCGUCACCCAGCCCCUCUCCCAAUGUAUCGUAUACAGCUAUCAACUGAGAUUAAUUGCAAUGUGAAUGUGAUAAAGUACAUUUUACACUUAAA
This is a messenger RNA of Fundulus heteroclitus (mummichog), 7520 nucleotides long. It is a transcript of the gene cachd1, whose product is annotated as cache domain containing 1. Gene Ontology annotation, molecular function: voltage-gated calcium channel activity. Bases 440 to 4360 code for a protein of 1306 amino acids. NCBI's taxonomy places the organism in Eukaryota, Metazoa, Chordata, Actinopteri, Cyprinodontiformes, Fundulidae. The record is from RefSeq and is a predicted model, not a curated record. Gene Ontology annotation, cellular component: voltage-gated calcium channel complex. The transcript has 27 exons.